AUGGCGGACGACCACGAAACGCCGACAUCUACGGAAGAUGAAGGCCCCGUCGAAUCCCUCAUCCAGGGGCGCGCCAAACGCGCCACCGCCGGUCGACACAUGUCCGCCCUUUUGGACGCCGAGGCCGACGACGACUUAGCGCUUCUGUUCGAGGAAGUCGACGACGACAAUGAGUUCGCCGUGGACGUCGAGGAAGAAGGCGGGGAGGAAGACGAUAUGGGGAUGGAGUCGUCGGAUGACGAUGACGAUCAGGGUCCCAACGCACGCGCCGACGACUACGAAGGCGAACAGCAGAUCCAGAAGGAAGAGAGGGCCGAACGGAAGAAGCGACGCGCCCAGCAGGACCUCCGGUACAAGAUUGCCAGCAAGAAAGUCAAGAUCGAUCCCACCGCUGUGUCUGCGCCGUCUGCGGUUCCCGCUGCCUCCCGGCCGAAGAAAAAAUCGGAGCGUAUCUCGUGGAUUCCGACCCCGGAAGAAGGGCCGACGCGGUCGUCGUCUCGUCGUCAGACCAUGCAGAACAAGGAGCUGACGCAUGCGCGACUCAAGGAUAGCGAGGAGAAGCGUAUCCGGCUGAUUGCUACCAUGGAGGAAGCCGCCAAACGGAAGGCACAGUUCAAACCCAAAGAGAUGACGCAGGCUGAACGUCUGGCCGAGGCAGAGCGGGUUGAAAGACUCAAUAGUAAGAGUCUCAAUCGGUGGGAGGAAAUGGAGAAGAGAAAGGCCGAAGAGAGGAAAGCCAAGAUCGAAGCGUUGCAGAAUCGUCGCUUGGAGGGUCCUGUCAUGUCUUAUUGGAGUGGCAUUGCUACUUGGACGAAUGGUCGUCUCACACGCAUUGGUAAAGUCGACGUCGUACCAAAGCCUGAGAAGGAAGAGAACGCGCGAAAGAAAAGCAAAAAGGCAGAUAAGGAAGAAAAGAAUGCGCCAGAGCAGAAGCCCGCCCCGGACGCUGCUAACGGCACUACUGCACAAUCUACAUCUACGCCCCCGAACCCUCAAACGCUUACGGAUCCUCUGAAGUCCACAGAAGAAGCUUCGACGCAGAGCAAAGACCAAGUCCAGCAGAAUUCAGAGGCACCUGAAGAAAGAUCAAAACGCGAAAAUACAACUGGCACUGCCGAAGCGACUACCGCAACUCCAGUUCCAGAUCAGCCAUCCACGCCUGCACUCGAUGCAGCAGGUAAGGAGGCUACGCCGAAACCCGACUCCGGAGAGAUCGUUGGAGAAGAAUCAGUGGCAGAAACUCCAUCGGCUGUGGACAAUGAACCACCGAAGGGCGAUAAGCCGGCUUCACCGGUUGCAGAGGACGUAUCAGAAGGGGCACCGAAUGAUUCAACUCCUGUCACACCAGCAGAUGCGCCGAAGAACGAGGCCACCGCACCAAGCUCUGAGCCACCCGCAGGAGAACCAACACCAAUGGAGAUUGAUAAAGAGCCAACCCCCGCCUCUGCAGCUGCUCCCUCCAUCGCAGAGGUUCCAGCAGAGGCGAAGGAAAAGACUGAUGAGGGAACGAAAGAUCCUGUCUCGGAACCAACGACAGCCGCUCCCCCUGCUCAGCAGGAAACAUCAGAGACAAAAGAAAACAUCGAUAAGGGGACUAAAGAGCCGUCGCCAAAAUCGCAACUACCUGCCCCGUCUGCUCAAGCAGAGACACCUACGCCUUCGACUCCUACUGUCGCAGAUGCAGCCGCUCCAACUACUCAAUCUGGUGACCAAUUGACACCCGCCCAGCAAGCAAUAGGGAAGUCCGAAAUGCAUACGGACCAGCCGGGUGUCCCAAAGGAGGAAGAGCCGCAACCGCAGGUUCCUCAGGCUCCUCCCGUCAUUGAACAAACUGGGCGGAAUCUUACUGUCCUGGAGAAUUUCGACGAGAAAACGGCACAAAGUCGCGAAUUCAGCAUCUAUUUCAAUGCUAAGAAGCCCCCUCGCCUUACGAAAAUCUCGUCAUCGCUGUGUGUCAUAACGUCUCUCCCAUCGCGUUACCGUGACCCUGAAACUUCGCUCCCUUUUGCAAAUGCCUACGCGUAUCACCAGAUUCGAGAGGCUGUCGCCCAAAAGUAUACCUGGAGCGGUAUGCUUGGUUGCUAUGUUGGCCCGGCCGGGGUUGCCGCAAAGGGCGUUCCAGCGAGGUUUCUCGAUCCCAAUGCGCCUCCGGAGCCUAAGGAGAGCGAAAAGAAAGACUCUUCUGGAACGGAAGCGUCUAAAACCGAAAAAGAGAAGAAGGAUAGUGAAAAGAAAGAUCCUGCACCUGCGGCGCCUACCCCCGCCCCCGCAUCCGCCCCUGCACCUACUCCGACUCCAGCAUCUGCUUCGACACCUGUCCCUGGUGGUGCUUCUAGUACACCUGCACCUGCAACUGCACCUCCGGCUACACCCACACCCGUGGCAGCGGAAGCGGGCGAUCCAAUGGACGUCGAUAAGCCGUAA
Messenger RNA from Aspergillus terreus NIH2624, 2424 nucleotides. Its product is annotated as putative signal transducer. Gene Ontology annotation, molecular function: ATP-dependent H2AZ histone chaperone activity. Bases 1 to 2424 code for a protein of 807 amino acids. The transcript is spliced from 2 exons. The record is from RefSeq and is a predicted model, not a curated record. Gene Ontology annotation, cellular component: nucleus. Gene Ontology annotation, biological process: chromatin remodeling; regulation of DNA-templated transcription. Lineage: Eukaryota; Fungi; Ascomycota; Eurotiomycetes; Eurotiales; Aspergillaceae.